Molecule: messenger RNA, 1992 nt
Organism: Nicotiana attenuata
Lineage: Eukaryota; Viridiplantae; Streptophyta; Magnoliopsida; Solanales; Solanaceae
Exons: 4
Coding region: 1-1992 (663 amino acids)
Source: RefSeq, a predicted model, not a curated record
AUGGCCCUCCCAAGAGCUCUCUCUGAUCAUAAACCUCUUCUGCUGGAGAGUAGGGAAUGGGACACAACACCUUCUUAUUUCAAGUUCGAAAACAUGUGGCUGCAACAAGAAGGUUUCAUUGACAUGGUGAAGGAGUGGUGGCAAAGUUACAUCAUCAGUGGCAGCCCAGAUUUUAUGCUAGUACAAAAAUUGAGAAAUUUAAAAAAGGACAUAAGCAACUGGAACAGAGAUGUCUAUGGCAAAGUGGAAGCAAAAAGGACCAAGGCCUUGGAGGAGCUCUCAAUUUUAGAUCAGACAGCAGAAAACAGAGCUCUAACACAAGCUGAGAAGCAAAUGGUAGUGAACCUGAAAGUGGAGCUAAUGGAAUUGGCUAAAGCUGAAGAAAUCUCAUGGAGGCAAAAAUCAAGAUGCUUGUGGCUCAAAGAAGGAGACAGGAACACAAGAUACUUCCAAACAAUUGCAAACUCACACAGGAGGAACAACAAUAUUGACAAGCUCAAAGUGGAUAAUGAAAUAACAGAUGAUAAGGAUGUGAUCAAAGAAGAGAUUUUGAACUAUUACCAGAUGCUGUACACUGAGAGUGAAACCUGGAGGCCCAGUGCUAAUUUUGAUGAUGUUGCCAGAUUAUCAAGUGAAAACAGGGAGAUGUUAGAAAAAGCUUUUGAGGAAGAAGAAGUGCAUGCCGUUAUCCAGUCAUGCGCUCCAGAUAAAGCACCUGGUCCAGAUGGAUUUACUAUGGCCUUCUUUCAAAAGACAUGGGACUUUAUCAAGCCAGAGGUGAUGGGGGCGCUCAACCACUUUCACCAGCAGUGUUACAUGGUGAGAUCAUGUAAUGCAUCUUUCAUCGCUUUGAUCCCCAAAAAGAAAGGAGCUAAUGCUGCACUGUGGGCCGGGCCCAGCCCGGGACCGGACCGGGACCGCGGUCCAAAUGGGCCAAACGGGCCUGGCCCGGGCCCGGCCCAGAAUACAGCAUUAAAAGGAGCAAUUGAACUCAGAGACUAUAGGCCAAUUAGUCUCAUUGGAAGUGUUUACAAGAUUACAGCGAAGUUACUAGCAGAAAGGCUGAAGAAGGUAAUCAGGAAGCUAGUCUCCAACCAUCAGAAUGCCUUCAUUAAACGUAGACAAAUAACUGAUGCAGCUCCCAUUGCCAAUGAGAAAGGGAUAAGGCAGGGAGAUCCACUCUCACCUUUCCUUUUCAUCCUAGCCAUGGAGGGACUCAGCAAAAUGUUGGAGAAGGCCAGACAAAUGCAAUGGAUCCAGGGUUUCAGCGUUGGUUCAAAUGCUGAGAACACUGUCAAAGUAUCACAUCUACUGUAUGCCGAUGAUACUUUGAUCUUCUGUGAGGCAGAAAGAUCUCAAAUGUUAUACUUGAAUCUGACUCUUCUGCUAUUUGAGGCUUUAUCAGGGCUACAUGUCAACAAGUUGAAAAGCAUCAUCUAUCCGGUAAACAAUGUGCCAAACUUAGAGGAGUUGUCUAGUAUCAUGGGCUGCACUAUUGGAGCACUUCCUACGACCUACCUAGGUCUCCUAUUGGGGGCUAAAUUCAAGAGUUGCGAGGUAUGGAAUGGAGUCAUUGAGAAAUUUGAGAAGAGAUUAGCAUCAUGGCAGAUGCAAUACCUAUCAAUGGGUGGUGCUAAAUCAACUAGACAAGAUCAGGAGGAAUUUCUUAUGGGAGGGGACAGCAGCUCUCAUAAGUUCCACUUGAUAAAGUGGAACAAGGUCAUGCAACCAAAAUUCAAAGGAGGUCUAGGUAUCAGAGACUUAACCAUCCACAACAAAAGCUUGCUAAUGAAAUGGCUAUGGAGAUACGACACAAGCGAUUCAAGCCUCUGGAAGGAGGUAAUCAAUGCCAAGCAUGGGAAGAGAGAUAAUUGGAGCACUAAAAUUGCCAUUGCACCUUAUGGGGUUGGGCCAUGGAAGUACAUCAGCAAACUUGGACAGGAAUUUGUCCAGAAUGUUCACUACAAAGCAGAGAAUGGAGCACAUAUCUAA